Messenger RNA from Lactuca sativa (garden lettuce), 2439 nucleotides. Its product is annotated as RING/FYVE/PHD zinc finger superfamily protein. NCBI's taxonomy places the organism in Eukaryota, Viridiplantae, Streptophyta, Magnoliopsida, Asterales, Asteraceae. The record is from RefSeq and is a predicted model, not a curated record.
GCACUUGACUCUCUCCACCUCCGAAACCGACUCUACUCCUUCGAUUUUAUUCCCCCUCUCGCACGACUCCAUUAAAUCAACCAAUACUUCAAGCCCUAAUUUACGCCUCUUUUCCUUUUCACAAAUUCCCUUUUCUCUUUCCAACAAUUUCUUCUUCAUUCCAGUGUACGACGUUUUUGAUUCCUUUUUCACUCGCCGGGAUCUGACGUUUCAAAUAAUGGUCGUCAACGGCCGUCCAUUAAAGAGGAUGAAAAGAAGAGUAACCGCCGACCUCAACGAUUUUCUAACUUUCCCCUCCGGCGAUUUGACGCCGACGGCCCCUUUCCGUACCAGCGUCCGUGAGUUUUUGCUACGGCACGCGCUCCUACCCCCGCCGUCGUCUCUCCUACCGCAUCUGCUGACGUGGCAGAUCCUGUUCCGGGUUGGGGAACAGACGAGCUCCGCCGUGGGCGGUGGCGAUGCGUCUGUUUGCCUCGAUGUGGUGGAGGAAGACGUGAUCAGAUCUAGGUCGGUUUAUUGCGAUCAGUGCCGAGUUGUUGGGUGGAGCGGGAACCCUGUAUGUGGAAAGAGAUACCAUUUCAUAAUAAAGGGUGAUGGGGCUUCCAUUGGUGGUUACAACAAGUCAUGUGCUGGUUGUGGUGCUUCCCUACAUUUAUCUGACUCAAGGUGUAAGACAUGCAACCAUGUGAUGACUACCGAAGAUAUAGAGGAUUGGAUGUAUAACCAAUUGGAUGAUACCAAUCAUCUUUUACAUGGUGUAGUUCAUGUAAAUGGUUAUGGGCAUCUUCUUAGAGUCAAUGGGAGAGAAGGUGGGUCAAGGGUCCUUUCAGGCACUCAUAUCAUGGACUUUUGGGAUCGACUUUGUAAAGUUCUUGGAGUCAGACAAGUGAGUGUCAUGGACGUAUCAAAAAAAUACGGUUUAGACUUCCGACUACUCCACUCAAUAAUCAAGGGUCAUCCAUGGUACGGAGACUGGGGUUACAAAUUCGGUGCGGGAAGUUACGGAAUUACCCUCGAAGCCUACAACACUGCUAUCGAAACCCUAGCAAACACACCCUUAUCCACCUUAUCACACCAACCCCGUAAACCAAGAACACAUCUCCAAGAUUCGAUUUCCUUCUACCAAUCCUUAUCCGAUCACAAACUCCUAACUUUUCGAGACCUUUUCCAAUACCUAACAACCCUAAUACACGAUGCUAACAAGGAUGAUUUUUGCUCUUCAAAGAAGGCUAAAUUGAGUGAUUCGAGGGUGUUGUGUGCGUGGAGUAUGGGUGAUAUAUUGCGUGUUGAGGAGGCAAUGUUUAGGGUUUUACGCGCGGUUAGUGGGUCCGCCUGGGUUAGUUGGCGGUCCCUACGUGGUGCGGUCUGUCGGGUGGGUCGGCCUGAGCUUUUGGAUUAUUGUCUUAAGGAGUUGAAAGGGAAACAAGCGGCGGAUGGGAUGGUGGUUAACGCGCGUUUGAAUCCGGAUUCCGGUUCUAUCGAAUAUCGGUUGGAACCGGGAAGCGUGAAUUCAAUCUCGAUGACCAACAAUCCAAAAUUCCCAAAUUGCCCUUCGGAAGAUCAUUUAUUACGAGAUCUAAGAUUCUUAUACGAAUCAUUACUCCGUCCUCCUCAACAAACAACCCCAAAUCACAUAACAAACCAAAACCAAACCUCCUCCGCUCAAAAAAUCCUCGACUGCAAACAAUUUGUAAAAAACUACCACCCCGAACACCAAUUCCCAAACUCAAACCCGCAUUCCCUAAUCCUAAACUGCAAACUCCAACUCACGGAAGAACCAACCACAAUUAACCCACCUCCCGAACAUUUAAUCCUUUCCUCUAACGCAACAAUCCAUGACUUAAAAACCGAAUCCUCGAAAGCUUUCCAAGAUGUUUAUUUAGUUCUUAGAAGGUUUGAAGCCGAUGAGCUUGUUGGAUAUGGAGGUGUCGAUGAGUCCACCCAAAUCAAGCUCUUAAUCGGGUCCAAUAAUAAUAAUAAUAUUAAUACAAUUACAGUUAGCGGGAAGUGUGUUGGGAACGGGAAGAGCGGGUUGACUCGGUACCGAAUGGAGAGAGGGGUGGAGACGUGGACGUUGGAUUGUCGGUGUGGGGCGAAGGAUGAUGAUGGAGAGAGGAUGUUGGCGUGUGAUGGGUGUGGGGUGUGGCAACACACGAGGUGUGUGGGGAUUGAUGACAUGUGUUCGGUUCCGGUGAAGUUUGUUUGUUGUAAAUGUGGCGGCGAUGGUGGUGGUGGUAGGGCGGUGAAUCGUGGUGGUGGUUGAUAUAUUUUUUUUGGGGGGUUUGGGGGGUUUUUUUGUAUAUUUUUUUUUUUUUUUGUUUUAAAUAAUGUUUUAGUUUUGGAUGGGAUUUUGGUGUUGGGAGGCUUUGAAAAGGUGUAAAUAUUUUGGGACUUUUGGGUUAUAGCCUCUGCAAUAAAAACACUCGUCCUUGAUCUUAA